Messenger RNA from Pimephales promelas (fathead minnow), 7540 nucleotides. The record is from RefSeq and is a predicted model, not a curated record. Lineage: Eukaryota; Metazoa; Chordata; Actinopteri; Cypriniformes; Leuciscidae.
UCAGCUGAUGCGCGCGUCCCACUGACAGUCCAACAGUGUUUCCACAGGACCGGUGCAGCAGUUCAGUGCGCACCGGGGAUCGCCAGACUAUUUCAUCAGUGUUUCAGCGACGAGGGCUUCACCUGCUGUGGAACUGUCAUGACUGAACGCUAUUAUUGAAGAGAACAACAUCUGCUAGAUUCUACAUUUAGGCCCAACCAUGUUCCACUUGAUCAAGAAAGAUAAAGACAAGGAGAAGGAUGGAUCAAAAAAGGAGAAAAAGGAGAAGAAGGAGAAAAAAGAGCGAAUGUCUCUAGCCGAGCUGAAGAGUCUCGAGGAAAUGAGCGUGAGGAGAGGUUUCUUUAAUCUCCAUCGGAGCAGCUCUAAACGGGAGUCGAAAGGAAAGCUGGAGAUUUCCAGCCCCAUUCCCAUCAAAGUGGUCCGAAACACAGAGCUCAGCCUGGCGGAUGUGGACCUCAGGAAACUCUACACUCAGGGGGCCGUAACGCCCUCAAGCUCAAGCGAUGACAUCAAGGUGGAGCAAGAUGGCCGCCGGAAUUCCGUCAAAGAGCAGGUGGCCAAGAUUGACUCCAUGACGAAGCAGAACUCUCCGGUAGAACCGAAGCAGAACUCUCCGGUAGAACAAGUCUUAGAGCGCUUUUCUUUCUCACAGAGGAGCCUCUCACCGCCAGGCCACAACUCCACCCGUCCCUCACCUCAGGUAGAAGUCAACCCAUCAGCUCUAGAUGAUGAGAGCCCUGUGAAGAACGUCCAGGUCCCAGAGAUAGUGGACCGAACGUUCCCCGCAGACUUGCGCUUGCCUGCUUUGGCGCCUCCUCAGGUUCCUGCGCCACGGGAGUUGGAACUUCAGCGGCGCAACACUGGCGAUUUCGGCUUUUCCCUUCGCCGCAUCACCAUGGUGGACCAGCAGCCCGAUGGGUCGCCCUACCGAAAGGUGGUCCACUUCGCUGAGCCCGGCGCUGGGAAUAAGGACCUGACUUUGGGGCUGGUGCCAGGUGACCGUCUGGUCGAGAUCAACGGCAGGAACGUGGAAAGUAAAAACAGGGAUGAGAUCGUGGAGAUGAUCAAGCAGUCCGGAGACACGGUGCGUCUGAAGGUGCAGCCCAUCGUGGAGCUGAGUGAGCUGAGCCGCUGCUGGUUGAGGAACACCAGAGGCCUGAACCAUGAGGUGAAGACGGAGGAGCAGCUCGCUGCAGAGAAGGCCUGGUACAACACUGAGAAAGUCUGGCUUGUCCAUAAAGAUGGCUUCUCUUUGGCUACACAACUCAAGACAGACAUGGACUCUCUCCCAGAGGGGAAAGUCAAGAUCAGACUGGAGCAUGAUGGGACAUUACUGGAAGUGGACGAGGAUGAUGUGGAGAAGGCGAAUCCUCUAUCAUAUGAUCGAGUGGAGGAUCUCUCGUCUCUUCUGUACCUCAAUGAGUCCAGCAUCCUCCACACCUUGCGUCAGCGCUAUGGUGGAAACCUCAUCCACAGCUAUGCUGGGUCAAAUCUGCUGGUGAUCAAUCCUCUCAGCACCCCCGCCAUGUACUCAGAGAAGGUGAUGCAGAUGUUUAAGGGCUGCCGGAGGGAGGAAACAGCCCCUCACAUCUUUGCUGUCGCUCAGUCGGCAUAUCAUCAGCUGCUGACGACACGUCAGGAUCAGACCAUCGCACUGCUGGGCAGGAGCGGCAGCGGGAAGACCACCAGCUGCCAGCAUCUGCUGCAGUACCUGGUCACCAUCGCAGCCGGCAGUGGAAAGGUGUACUCGGCUGAGAAAUGGCAGGCGGUCUAUUCGGUUCUCGAGGCGUUUGGAAACUGCAGUACAGCUAUGAAUGGGAACGCCAGUCGCUUCUCACACAUCGUCUCUCUAGACUUCGACCAGGCAGGACAGGUGGCCUCUGCAUCCGUCCAGACCAUGUUGCUGGAAAAGUUCAGAGUGACCAGGCGACCAGAAGCAGAAUCCAGCUUCAAUGUGUUUUACUAUCUGAUGGCCGGAGCAGAUGCAUCUCUAAAGACUGAACUUCAUUUCAAUCACUUUGCUGAGAACAACACGUUUGGGCUCCUCCCUCACUCGAAGCCCGAGGACAAGCAGAAAGCCACUCAGCAGUUCACUAAGCUGCAGGCUGCCAUGAAAGUCCUGGGCAUCUCUGCUGAAGAACAGAAAACUGUGUGGCUCAUUUUAGGGGCCAUAUACCAUCUCGGUGCCGCUGGGGCCACCAUAGAAACAGAUGCAGCGGGCCGAAAGCAGUUUGCCAGACACGAGUGGGCACAAAAAGCGGCGUAUCUCCUGGGCUGCACGCUGGAAGAGUUGUCGUCCGCCAUCUUUAAACAGCAGGGAAAGAGCACCCUGCCCCGCUCCGUCAGCGUCCGGCAGAGCACGGAUGAUACGGACAGCUCGGUGUCUAAAGCAACAGCAGCUGAGUGUUUGGAGUCCAUGGCGUCAGGUUUAUACUCUGAGCUUUUCACACUCAUCGUCUCUCUUAUUAACAGAGCACUGAAGUCCAGUCAGCACUCUCUGUGUUCUCUGCUGAUUGUGGACACUCCAGGGUUCCAGAACCCUCGUCAGGUGAAGAACCAGCGCGGCGCCACCUUCGAGGAGCUCUGCCAUAAUUACGCUCAGGAACGUCUACAGAUGCUUUUUCAGGAGCGGACAUUCGUAAGGGAACUGGAGCGUUACAAAGAGGAAAACAUUGAGAUCUCUCUGGAUGACCUGGAGCCCAGCCCUUCUCGCUCAUUGGCUGUGAUUGAUCAGUCCUCCAGUCAAGCCCUGGUACGUACUCUGUCCCGUACGGAUGAGGCCAGAGGUCUGUUUUGGCUGAUGGAGGAGGAGGUUUUACAGCCGGGAGGGUCCGAGGAAACGCUCCUGCAACGACUCUUCAGUUACUACGGCCCUGCGGAGGGAGAGAGCGCAGGUCGCACAGUGCUGCUUAAAAGUGAAAAUGCACAUCACUUCCUGCUCGGCCACAGUUACGGGACAGAUUGGGUGGAAUAUGACACUCGUGGUUGGCUGAACCUCGCCAGGCAGAACCCCAGCCCCCAGAACGCUGCCAAUCUGCUGCAGAACUCCCAGAAAAAGAGCAUCAGCGGGAUGUUUGUGGGCCGCUCUAGCAGUGCUGGGGUUCUGACGGGCUCCAUCGCUGGACUGGAGGGCGUCUCUCAGCUCGCCCUGCGCCGGGCCACCGGCAUGAGGAAGACCUUCACCACAGGCAUGGCAGCGGUCAAGAAGAAAUCGCUCUGCCUUCAGAUUAAACUCCAAGUGGAUGCACUGUUGGACACCGUUCGCAGAUCCAGGGUUCACUUUGUCCACUGUCUGUUACCCCGAGCAGAAGUUCUGAGGGCCGCAGGAUCCCCCGAGGAGAGUUGCGACACUGGACUCAUGCAAAUGGACGUGGCUUUGCUCAGGGCGCAGAUCCGUGGCUUCAAACUGCUGGACGGUUUGAGGAUUUACAGACAAGGUUACCCUGACCACAUGGUCUUCUCUGAGUUCAGAAGACGCUUUGACAUUUUGGCCCCUCACUUGACCAAGAAACUGGGCCGCAACUACAUCGUGAAGGAUGAGAAGCGAGCAGUAGAGGAGCUUCUGGAGUCAUUGGAAUUGGAGAAGAGCAGCUAUCACAUGGGUCUUAGCAGGGUGUUCUUCAGGGCUGGAACAGUGGCUAAACUAGAGGGACAGAGGGAUGAACACACCAGACAGAACAUCACGCUGUUCCAGGCCGCCUGCAGGGGCUUUUUGUCUCGACAGGCCUUCAAAAAGAGGAAGAUCCAGGAUUUGGCCAUCCGCUGCGUCCAGAAGAACAUUAAGAAGAACCAUGGCGUGAAGGACUGGCCUUGGUGGAAGCUCUUCACCACCGUACGGCCUCUAGUGGAGGUUCAGCUCACCGAAGAACAGAUUCGAGGAAAAGACGAGGAGAUCAUGCAUCUGAAGUUGAAGCUGGAGAAGGUGGAAAAGGAAAGGAACGAGCUUCGGCUGACCUCGGAUCGAAUGGAGAGCAGAAUUACGGAGCUGACGGCAGAGCUUUCAGAUGAGAGGAAUUCUGCGGAGUCUACAUCCCAGCUGCUGGAGACGGAGACAAGCGAGAGAUUGCGUCUGGAGAAGGACAUGAAGGAUAUGCAGGUGAAGUUUGACUCUGUGAAGAAACAGAUGGAGUCCAUGGAGAUGGAGAUCAUGGAGGCCAGACUCCUCCGCGCAUCAGAACUCAACGGCGAGAUGGACAACGAUGGCGAUGAUGAUUCUGGAGGUGAAUGGAGGUUAAAAUAUGAACGUGCCAUCAGGGAUAUGGAUUUCACAAAGAAAAAACUCCACCAGGAGAUGGAUGACAAGAUGGAGACAGAACAACAGAACAAGAGACACCUGGAGAGAAAAUUUGCGGAGUUGCAGGCUGACCAGGAGGAGUCGCAGCGAUCUGUCCAGCAGCUGAAGAAGAAGUGCCAGCGGCUGGCAGCCGAACUGCAAGACACCAAACUGCACCUGGAAAAUCAAGAGGGGCGCAACCAUGAGCUGGAGAGAAAACAGAGGAAGUUUGAUGUGGAGAAGAACCAGGCUCAAGAAGAACUACAGAAGGAGAGGAACCAGCGGGAGAAACUGGCCCGAGACAGAGAUAUGCUGGCGGCCGAGAUGUUCACAAUCAGACAACAGCUAGAGGAGAAGGACACAGAGCUGUGUACGGUCAGCGUGAAGGUCGAGCAGCUGGAAUCCGAGCUCCAGGAUCUCUCCUCUCAGGAGUCCAAAGAGGAGGCCUCACUUGCAAAGGUUAAGAAGCAACUGCGUGACCUUGAAGCAAAGGUCAAAGAUCAAGAGGAGGAGCUUGAUGAACAGGCUGGAACCAUUCAGAUGCUGGAGCAGGCUAAACUUCGUUUGGAAAUGGAGAUGGAAAGAUUGAAACAAACACACUCUAAAGAGCUUGACAGUAAAGAUGAGGAGGUGGAGGAGAUCAGACUGUCCUGCAGUAAGAAGCUGAAGCAGAUGGAAGUGCAGUUAGAGGAGGAAUAUGACGAUAAACAGAGAGUUCUGAGAGAAAAGAGAGACUUGGAAUCCAAACUGAUGACUGCACAGGAACAGGUUGGCCAGAAGGAUGUAGAGACAGAGAAACGUCUCAGGAAGGACCUGAAGCGCACAAAGGUUCUCCUAGCCGAUGCUCAGAUUAUGCUGGACCACCUGAAGACUAACGUGCCUAGUAAGAGAGAGAUCGCCGCACUCAAAAAUAAGUUGGAGGAGUCCGAGUUUGCCUGCGCAGCCGCAGUUAAAGCGCGCAAGUCCAUGGAGCUGGAAAUUGAAGACCUUCAUAUCCAGAUGGAUGACAUCUCCAAAGCCAAGAUGUCUUUGGAGGAGCAGAUAAGUCGUUUGCAGAGAGAGAAGAAUGACCUGCAGUCUCGCUUUGAGGAGGAUCAGGAGGACAUGAACGAACUCAUGAAGAAGCACAAAGCCGCAGUGGCUCAGACUACAAGAGAUUUGGCACAAAUCAGUGACCUGCAAACCCAGGUGGAGGAGGCCAUGAAGGACAAACAAGAGAUCCAGGAUAAGCUUCAGUCCCUGCAGUCACAGCUUGAGUUUCAGGAACAGUCGAUGGUGGAGAAAUCUCUGGUCAGCCGCCAGGAAGCCAAAAUCCGUGAACUGGAGACCAAACUAGAAUAUGAGAGGACCCAGACUAAACGUCUGGAGUCUCUUGUGACGCGGCUGAAGGAGAACCUUGAGAAGAUGACCGAGGAACGAGACCAGCGUGUUACCAGCGAAAACCGGGAGAAGGAUCAGAACAAGCGCAUGCAGCGGCAGAUCCGCGACAUAAAGGAGGAGAUGACUGAACUGUCUAAGAAAGAAACCGAAGCCAGCCGCAAAAAACAUGAGCUGGAAUUGGAUAUUGAAAGUCUGGAAGCAGCCAAUCAGAGCUUACAAGCAGAUCUGAAGUUGGCCUUUAAGCGGAUUGGGGACCUGCAGGCCGCUAUGGAAGAUGAAAUGGAGACGGAUGAUGAUGACGACCUCAUCAACAGUUUACAAGACAUGGUGACAAAGUAUCAAAAGAGAAAGAACAAAACUGGAGAUGAAUCAGAUAUGGACUCUGAGGUGGAGGACCGCGUGGAUGGGGUGAAGUCAUUGCUCUCCAAAAGCAAAGGAUCCACUAAGACGCUCACGGAUGAGGGCACACAGAAAACCACCAGACACCCCAAUGCCGCUAAUGCUGAUGUGAAAGAUAUAAAAGAGGGGAAGGAGGAAGUAAGAAAAGAGUCGGACGAGAGCCGUUCGGUGUCUGUGAUGAGCUCGCUCAGCUAUAGGAAACGCUCCCAUCAGAAGGAUGAGAGUUCCCUCUUCAGCGCCCUUCGGGAGCAGCCGGACGUGCCUGACCGAUUGUCGUUACGCAAAGCUAAAAGCAAACCCGUCGACAGGCCUCAGACUGGCGAUGACCUGGAUGACCGGGGUUCAGUGAUCUCCCAGGCUUACUCCGAGGCUGCCAGCAGGGCCAGGAAAGGCCUAGACCGUCGAUGGACCAAGAGCAGUCCAGAAUUUGACAAGCAGUCCAUGGUGUCCUCAGUGGCCCCAAGCCGAGCUUCCACCCGCCACGAUGAUGAUGAUGAUGAUGAUGAUGCUCGGUCUGGUGUGAGCAGCUUCAGUUUUAGACGUAGUACAUCUUGGGUGGAUGACAGCCGCAGCGAGUACGGGUCAACGAGCGCCAUACGAUCUAGAAGUCGCAGUCCUGGGAGCACCAGCGUCGGCUCUCGGAUCUCCCUGGCUCGCAGCACUCGACUUAGUGAGUUCGGACUUCGUUUGAAUAAUGACGAUGUCGAUGAGGAUGAGGAUAUUGACUCUGUGAGUGUGGCCGCAUACAGUCCACGCUCACCGGGCCGUAGUUUGUCCACUCCUGCCCAACUACGCUCCUCUGAGAACCCGCUGGACACCUCGGAUGUUAAACCUGUGAGCCACCGCAACUACCUGGACCCCGAGUUAGAAAAAGCUAUUAAUGAAGUCCUGAGCUUCAAGCCAAUCAAAUUCAAACGUCGUAGCUUAGAAGACUCAGAUGAAGAGGGGAAAGGCGGUGGUGCAGGAGAGGAAGAACAAAGGAAGGACGAUGAAGGGUCGAGUUUGAGAGGUUCUGCUGUAGAUUCUGGACGUUCGUUGAGUUCAUUAAGCUCCAAGAGCGGCAGGAAAAAGAACAAGAAGAAGAGCCGGCGUUCCGAGUCCGACAGCUCCUCCAAUGAGGAUCGCACUCGGCGGCGUUCCGGAAAGAGAGCUUCCAGAAGCUCAAGGAAGAAAGAAUCUGGAUCUUCCGAAUCAGAGUCGGAGUCUUCAGGCUCUGCAUCGACCGUUUCGUAUCGCAGCUCGAACAGCGUUAAAAGAACCCCGGGUAAGAAAACUUGUCCGGACAGUGAUGAAGAGCGGCCCUCCAGCAAAAAAGAAGUGAAGAAACAGAAGAAGAAGAUGGACAGCCUGGUUAUGAAGUAUCUCUACAAGCCUGACAGUGAAUAAGGAUCAUUAUUAGCCCCCCGUUCUACAGACCGCACUCAGUGCAACACGACGAAGACGACACAGGACCAGAGACAGACACUACACAAACUGGAAGAUCUAACC